Musa acuminata subsp. malaccensis (wild Malaysian banana) is the source of this 2959-nucleotide messenger RNA. Lineage: Eukaryota; Viridiplantae; Streptophyta; Magnoliopsida; Zingiberales; Musaceae. The record is from RefSeq and is a predicted model, not a curated record.
AUUUUUUUCCUAAUUGAAAAGGCAGCAUUUCUUUUGGGGGGGUUUCUGUAGCCUCUCAAAAUUCAAUCUGCACAAUAAAUAAUGUUGCCUUCGACCAACACUUGCAGCCACUCCAGAUUUAGAGAGAGAGAGAGAGAGAGAGAGAAUCAAGGAAGGAGAAAGGAGUAGCCUUCGACCAACACUUGCAGCCACUCCAGAUUUUGAGAGAGAGAGAGAGAGAGAGAGAGAGAAUCAAGGAAGGAGAAAGAAGUAUAUAUAUACAUAUGUAUAUAUAGCUUUUGGGUGGGUAAAGGUUGGAGUCUUUUUUUGGGAUCCAAGAGGUUCUUGGUGGGUGCAACCUCUCUGAGGGCUUCGUUCUCCGCCAAUUGGUGUUUUGUUUCCAUCUGAGCCGAGCAAAAGGGAGGAAAUUUUCUUUUGGAAGGAAGAAAGAAAAAAGAAAACGAUUUGAUUCGAUCGAUCGAUGUUUCUUUGGCGGACGAAAGCGAUGAACUAACAAAAGUGGAAGUCUCAUCCGCUUCAGAUUCUUGAGAAACCUAAGCUGGCUGUCGGCUUCGGAGGGAAGGCGGAAGGCUUGAAUGGAGACAUCUGUAAUCUUCCCUGAUUCAUAGGGAGGAGGAGGAGGAGGAGGAGAGAGAGAAGCGCUUUCCUUGGAUUGCGUUCUCUCCGGAUCUAGUUAAUAUCAAAGACUGCAUCUUUGAUUGAUGCGGUUCAAAUGCCAAGAACUCCCUUUUGAUUCAAGCUUCGCCCGGCGGUCUCUCCUGAUCCUGCUGCAAUCCCUCAUACUUUCGGAUCCGUGUCUAACGAACAAGGGGUGGGCGAAAUGCCGCUUAAGAGCCUCGUCCGCGAGCUGAAGGAGAUGCGGGACGGCAUGGGGAGCACGCCCAGGAGAGGAGGCGGCGGCGUAGGAGGUGGAGCCCCCGCCACCGAAGGAAUGAUGUACGGGCACAGCCGUGGAGAUGCCCGGCAUCAGUGGUCCGGUCGACUGGAGCCGGAGCAACAGCAAGGGAGGUGGGCGAACCUGCCGCCGGAGCUGCUGUUGGAUGUCAUCCGGCGGGUGGAGGAGAGCGAGGUGUUGUGGCCGGCGAGGAGACAUGUGCUGGCGUGCGCCGCAGUGUGCCGUUCGUGGCGGGACAUCACGAAGGAGGUGGUCAAGACCCCCGAGCAAUGUGGCCGGAUCACCUUCCCCAUCUCCCUCAAGCAGCCUGGGCCUCGAGACACUCCGAUCCAAUGCUUCAUCCGAAGGGAGCGAGCGACAUCGACCUUCCUCUUGUUCCUCGGUCUGAGCCCAUCACUGCAGGGACAGAAUGACAAGCUUUUGCUGGCAGCACGCAAGAUCAGACGCGCAACCAGCACCGACUUUGUGAUCUCGCUGACCGCUGAUGAUUUCUCUCGAGCUAGCAGUAGCUAUAUUGGAAAAGUGAGGUCAAACUUUCUGGGAACCAAGUUCACCGUCUAUGAUAGCCAGCCUCCUCAUGACGCUGCAAUGUCUUCGAGCAACCGUUCCACUCGAAGGAUCCACUCCAAGCAAGUUUCGCCGAGAGUGCCUGCCGUCAAUUAUGGCAUCGCUUCCAUCUCUUACGAACUUAACGUCCUGCGAACUCGAGGGCCGAGGAGAAUCCAGUGCACGAUGCGCUCGAUUCCCAUCUCCUCCAUCCAGGAAGGUGGGAGCGUCCCAACGCCCACGAGUUUCCUUCACCCCAUUAUUAGCCAACGAGUCUGCUGCAGCUUAGCGGUGGCAAAGGGCAAGCAACCUGCGAUAGAUGAUGUCUCUUCCACCCCAGCAAGUGCACCUGUCCGGACUAAUGGGGAGCCACUCGUUCUGAAGAACAAAGCCCCCAGAUGGCAUGAGCAGCUUCAGUGCUGGUGCUUGAACUUUAGAGGACGAGUCACAGUGGCUUCCGUCAAGAAUUUCCAGCUCGUGGCAGCUGUGGUUCCUUCCUACGGCGUUUCUCCAGAAGAACAAGAAAAAGUGAUUCUCCAGUUUGGGAAAAUAGGAAAGGACAUCUUCACCAUGGAUUAUCGCUAUCCCCUCUCUGCGUUUCAGGCAUUUGCGAUUUGCUUGACGAGCUUUGACACUAAGCCAGCAUGUGAAUAACGAUAGGUACCCAACCAUUUCCCCUGUUCUCUCCCGGAUGUCUACUUCCUUCCUCAAUAUUCGACUGUGUUCUUCACCUGGGGAAAGUCCGGUUUGCAACUGCCGUUUGUCUAGUUUGGGAUCUCACAAGGGGAGAUGGUAGCCGUCGUCAAACGUUUAUGGUGUCGCAACUGCUUGAGAUAUGCUUUUAUGCUCUGUCCAUAUCUACAGCCCACCUUCGAAUUAAGUGUCUCUUUUCCGACAUUGUCAUGUAUUCAGACUGCGGAACUUGAUUCAUCUAAUGUCUAGUUUGAAGAGGGUCUCACGUAGACACAAUCAUUAUCUCAAGCUCUCAAUGUUACGGUCGAAGUGCGAGUAUGACCAUUUCACGGUAUGUUCAACGCAACUGUAUCUUUAGUUUGUGGAUGCAAUCUCAGUUGGCCGGACUUCUUGUUCUCGUCGAGGCUAUACCUAAGUGUGUGUUUGAGCUGGAGUUUUGUGAAAGAAGACUCCUCGAGGGUUGGAUAGAUUCUGUCUAGUCCUUGGAUUUGUGAGGCAUAGUUGGCUCGCUAGAAAGGAAUUAGCGACCAUCUCUCGAUCAGCUGGCCUGGAAUUAGGUUCUGCAAUGGAUAUAUUUAGCUUUACGUGAUGAUUCCCUGACUCCUCCAUCGACGUAUACGGAGGUCGCUGUGGCUCGUGAUCGGCUUUGGAUUAAUCAGUUGGUCCUCUUUGCGAUCGUUUCAGCUACUGUUUCCCCUUCUUGGCUGCUACGACUUGUCGAUUUCAAGAUCUUCUUUUUGUAUAGAUGUUGCGUGCUCCGUACCUUCUUAUUGACGCCUGUUUACGGCUUGUCUUGUAUCGAGAAGAGUGAGCAUAAGAUGCUAC